Molecule: messenger RNA, 2020 nt
Organism: Ostrinia furnacalis (Asian corn borer)
Lineage: Eukaryota; Metazoa; Arthropoda; Insecta; Lepidoptera; Crambidae
Gene: ST3
Product: sugar transporter protein 3
Exons: 4
Coding region: 188-1903 (571 amino acids)
Biological process (GO): transmembrane transport
Cellular component (GO): membrane
Molecular function (GO): transmembrane transporter activity
Source: RefSeq, a predicted model, not a curated record
GUGACCGGGCAUUUUGACGCGUACCAUCGACUCGGUGUUUACUAUCGAACUUUAUAGAAAGUGUAUAGUGUAUGGUCGGAGAGUGAAGUGUUUUUUUUAAUGUUUUUGAAGUGUUGCGUUGGGUGUGAGUGAUUUGACACGUGAAAGUGAACAUACAUAUAACAACAUAGGAUUGUUAAGAUAAACUAUGGCUGGUGAUACCGCUGAGAGGGUAGAAGAUCACACACACGUGGAAGAACCAAAUACACCGCCUGAAGUUGCAGAAUCAAAAACCGAAAAUGAAGAACUAAAAACAAAUAGUAUUAACAACACUAGUGAUAAAGAUACAGAUACAAACGAGAACAAAACAAAGGAAGCCGAGAAAACAAAUGAAGAAAAUAACAAAGAUGAAACCAAAAAUGGCGGCGAAAGCAAAACGUCGCACUACAUGCAAAAUCUCAAGAUUUCAAACUCUGGUACCGGAUUAGUAUUAAAUGAUAAGGAAAACAAGGAAGCCACUUUGUUGAGCGAUUCCAAGACUGUGGUCCGUUUCUCGCCGGUUUGGAGACAGACCCUGGCAUCAUCAGCGGCGAUCCUGCUGACCUUCACGGCGGGCCUGACGUCGGGCUACUCCGCCAUCUUGCUGCCCAAGCUCGAGCAGCCCGGCAGCCCUAUCAUGAUCGACGCCAGCACCAAGUCUUGGAUUGCUGCAAUGGCUGCCCUGCCCAUGGCUCCAGGCUGCCUCAUCGCGGGCUGGAUGAUGGAGAAGUUCGGAAGAAAGACGUCCCUAUACAUCAUCUGUGUGCCCUUCCUCCUCGGGUGGAUCCUCAUCGCCUGCGCAUCGAACCUGGGCCUCAUGCUCCUCGGCAGAUUCUUCACGGGACUCUGCGUCGGUCUACUCGGACCCCUAGGCCCAGUCUACAUCGGAGAAACCAGUGAACCCAGAUACAGAGGAUUCUUCCUCGCUGCCAUAUCUUUAGCCAUAGCCAUAGGCAUAUUCGUUGCCCACCUCAUCGGAACCUUCAUGACUUGGCAAUGGACCGCUACCAUCUGCUGCUUAUUCCCUAUCCUAUCAGUCCUACUUCUAAUGCUGAUCCCCGAAAGUCCUACGUGGCUUAUUUCUAAAGGAGAAGUCGAACAAGGUGUAAAAGCUUUCGGCUGGCUGAGAGGCUACAGCGAAGAGGCUAAUGCUGAGCUAAAAUGUAUUAUUGACAACCAAAAAGCUGCUGACAACGAACCUAUAAUGACCUGGCAAGAGAAAAUCAAGGAUCUACGAAGCCCUGAGCUGAUCAAGCCACUAUUCAUCAUGAUCCUAUUCUUCAUUACGUGCCAGUUCUCCGGGGUCAACGCGGUUGCUUUCUACUCUAUUGAAAUCGUGGAGAAGGCGGUCGGUUCUGGCUUGGACCACUACAUGGUGAUGCUGAUCAUAGAUUUAGUAAGAGUGGCGAUGUCAGUUGUCGCUUGUGUUAUCUGUAAGCAAUAUGGCAGAAGGCCCUUGUGCUUCAUAAGCGGUAUUUGGACUGCGAUAGCCAUGGUUGGGCUGUCAAUGUUCCUGUAUUUCAAACCUGAGAACCUAUCGUGGGUGCCGCUAACUUGCCUGACCGUAUACAUCUGCGCGAUAUCAAUAGGUCUGGUACCUCUUCCAUGGAUAAUGUGUGGGGAGGUGUUCCCAACCAAAGUACGAGGCUUAGGCUCAGGUAUAAGUUCAGCAACGACAUUCGUGGCGUUCUUUGUCGUCGUCAAAACAGCCCCUGGCAUGAUGACACACCUCGGGGAAGUCUUCACAUUCCUUAUUUACGGAGUAGUGUCCUUAGUUGGAACAGCAGUUAUGUAUUUCAUAUUACCAGAAACUAAAGGAAAAAGCUUGCAAGAAAUUGAAGAGAGAUUCAAACACGGGAAGAAGAGUACCGAACUGAAAGUAUAAAUUAUGUGCCUUAUUAAUAUUUUAUGUUUAGUUAGUUCGCUAAGCGACGUAAUAUUUAAUCUGUGAUACUCAUAUUGUCAGUGAUGACUGAAUAAAAAUCGUAUUAUUGUGAUACUA